Molecule: messenger RNA, 3481 nt
Organism: Hyaena hyaena (striped hyena)
Lineage: Eukaryota; Metazoa; Chordata; Mammalia; Carnivora; Hyaenidae
Product: sperm-associated antigen 17-like
Exons: 24
Biological process (GO): epithelial cilium movement involved in extracellular fluid movement; axonemal central apparatus assembly
Cellular component (GO): axonemal central apparatus
Source: RefSeq, a predicted model, not a curated record
UCUGGGCCUGAGACCAGUUUAGAAGCCGAUGCACCUCCCGUCCUUUGCAUGGCACCCAAGAAAGAGAAAGGCGGGACUCUGAACGCCAGUUCGAAGAUAUGGGAACCCUCGCUCAUCGCUGCACACUUCAAUCAGAAUGAUUGGAAGGGCUCCAUCGCUUUUGUAGUUGGAAACCGGAUUGAGGACGAUCUUUUCAUUCGAGCCCUGACUCUUGCUGUCCAGGUCCCUCAGCGCAAAUACUUCAGUAUCGUAUCGUGGCAAGACAUUCUUCAGGAGAUCAAUGAGUCCAAUGCCCUUCUUGGAACCACAUCUAAAAAAGCAAAGAAAACUGUAGGCAGCAGUGUCCCCUUGUAUUAUGAGGUGUUAAUGGCAGCAAAGGCAAUUAUGGACAGUGGAGAGAAAUUAACCCUACCGCUGAUAGGGAAACUGUUGAAAUUUGAGCUUCUCCAGAUUAAAUUUAAGGACCAGCAGCGACGGGAAAAUGAAAAGAAGGUAAUAGAAGAUAGAUUCAAGAUAGAAAAGGAUAAAGGGAAAGCAAAAUCUCCCAAGGAGAAGAAGGCCUCAGCUGCCAAGGUUGCCAAAGGGAAGGGAAAGGAUCCACCUGAGGCAAACACAGCAGUGAAGAAGACGACGCAGCUACAGCGGAGGGGGGAAGACAAUGACACUAAACUGUACAUUGACGAUGAGCCAGAUGAUGGUGCCCAACAUUACAUUAUAGUUGUGGGCUUCAACAAUCCUCAGCUAUUAGCGAUCAUGACUGAGCUUGGCAUUCCCAUAAGCAGCGUGAUUAAAAUAUCUUCAGAGAAUUAUGAGCCUCUGCAGACACACCUGGCAGCAGUUAGCCAGCAGCAGGAAGUUCUUCUUCAGCCACAAGACAUAGAGGCUGAAAAACUGAAGAAAGUGAAUGCCAUAAAAGAACUUGAAAUUUUCUGGAAGUACCUGGAACCAAUCCUGAAUAAUGAGAAACCUGAAACAAAUCUCUUUGACGUUGCUCGACUGGAAUACAUGGUCAAGACAGAAAACUUUCCUUCUGACUGGGCAGACAGCAAGAUGAUGCUGGAAUUGGGUACUGAAAUUUUUGAAAAUGUUGCCUGUUUGAUGUAUGACACCCUGGAUUGGAAGAGGCAGCACCAACACUACUUGGAAAGCAUGCAGCUUAUUAAUAUUCCACAAGUGGUUAGUGAGAAGCCUAUCUUGGAAGCCACGUCAGUUACUGAGGCUCCACAACCUGCUGCUUCAACCCCUGGCAAGAAGAAACCACAGUACGAGGAACCUCAAGCCCCACCAUCAGUAGCUUUCGUCUUCACAACUGAAGUAGACAUGAGAUAUUACAAUGACUUGCUGAAUUCUGUUCCAGAAGAAUUAAUCUCUGUGCCCCUGAUACUGCACUGUAUGCUGGAACAGGUCGUGGCAACUGAAGAAGACCUUGCCCCGCCCAGUCUGGUGCAGCCGCCGACCAGAGCAGAUGGGUUGGACCAUAGAAUCGCAGCUCAUAUUGUGUCCAUCCUGCCCUCCCUCUGUCUCACGGAGAGGGAGAGAAAGAAUCUCCAUGAAAUAUUCUUAUCUGAAGAAGAAAAUGAAAGCAGAGCAGUGCCCAAAGGCCCUCUCCUCUUGAACUACCAUGAUGCACAUGCCCACAAGAAGUACGUACUGAAGGACCAAAGGAAUUUUGACCCAGUUCAAAUUGAGCAGGAGAUGCAGUCCAAGUUGCCACUGUGGGAAUUCCUUAAAUUCCCUCUGCCUCCGCCGUGGAACAGCACGAAACGUCUAGCUACAAUUCAUGAGCUCAUGCACUUCUGUACAAAUGAUAUCUUGAGCUGGAAUGAAGUAGAACGGGCCUUCAAAGUGUUUACUUUCGAGAGCCUGAAACUCUCUGAGGUUAAUAAAGAAGGAAUUCUGAUGCCUUCUGAGAUGAUGUAUGGAACAGAUUCUGCGAAGUUCAACAUACCCUGGGACAACCCGGCCAGAUUUGCUAAACAGCUAAGGCAGCAAUACAUCAUGAAAAUGAACACUCAACAGGCCAAACCCCAAACAGAUACUGAAGCCAAAGACAGAAUUUUAUUUGUGGCUCAGAACUGGCCAAUGUUGGUGCAAGUGGAUGAGGUCGGUGGAGAACCUUCAGAUCCUAGUCAGUCUGCGUCUAACAAAGUGAAGCAGUCUGACCCAAACAGUAGGGAACCUGAUAAUAUAGAGCUGUCAGGGCGGGAGAGCAGCUUGAAGACUCAGCGCCAGUCUGGGCCUUCAGAACAGACCACGAACAAUGAGAUCAAAGAUGAAGCAGUCACAAAGGCUGAUCCUCUUGAAAAGAAACCCAAGAAGAUGACUGUGGAAGCAGAGUUAGAGGACAUAAGGAAAACGCAACAACGCAGUCUAAUGGACUGGAGUUUCACUGAACAUUUUAAACCGAAAGUUCUGCUUCAGGUUCUUCAAGAAGCCAGCCAGCAAUACAGGUGGAUUGAUUCUUAUUAUCAUACCCAAGACAACUCUCUACUUUUAGUCUUUCAUAAUCCAAUGAAUAUACAACGUCUGCAUUGUGAAUAUUGGAAUAUUGCCCUUCACUCCAAUGUUGGAUUCAGGAAUUAUUUAGAACUCGUUGCAAAAUCCAUUCAAGAUUGGAUCGUAAAAGAAGAAGCCAUAUAUCAAGAAUCUAAAAUGGCUGAGGAAAUCAAUAGAACGAAGGCUGAGCUGGAAUUGAAAUAUUCUGUUCCUGCCAAAAUACAUUCUAACAAAAUGUAUUCUGUUAAAAAAUCUAAAAGUAACAAAGGAAUGAGCAAAGGAGAGAUAGCGGAUCAAGAAAAAGAAAAAGAAAAAGAAAAAGAGAAGGAAAAGAUUCCUUUCAUUUUAGAAGGCUCUCUCAAGGCAUGGAAAGAAGAACAAGAUCGAUUAGCAGAAGAGGAACGCUUAAAGGAAAAAAAAAAAGCAGAAAAGAAGAGUAAGGAAGUUGGCAAAAGGAAAGGCAAGGAAAGGGUAGAGAAAGAAGAUAGUAAGACUUUGAAGAAAAAAUCGCUUCCAAAGGAGAAACCUAAAGAAGAGCAAAUAAACAUCCCAGAAGUAACAGAGGAGCCCCCCAAGCACCCAGAACCUGAGAUUGUUUAUCCGUUUCAUGGAUAUAAUAUGGGAGAUAUACCCAUCCAAAUCUCAGGAACAAAUUCUUAUCUGUAUCCUUCGGAUGGAGGGCGGAUUGAAGUAGAGAAGACCAAAUUUGAAAAAGGGCCAACUUUUAUCAAAGCAACCGUGAAAAAGGACAAGCACACUUUUAUAAUUCAUUUAAAAGACCCUAAGAAAAUUGUGAGAAAGGAAAAAAAGGAAGAGAAGUCUUCAGAAGAUGAGAGAAAAGGAAGAGAGGAAGAGCAAAAUCUUCAAACGGAAAAAUCAAAUACAGAGAAUAAAGCUGUCAGCAAGUUUGGGUCUUUCUCUGCCACCUUAGAAAAUGGCAUCUGCCUCUCAAUCAGUUACUACGGGCCAAGUGGAAUAGCACCAG